AUGGCGCGCGACGACGCGACGCUCGCGCGACGCGUCGAGGCGCACGAUUUCGCGGACACCGGGCGCGGGCAGCGCGCGCUGCGCGAUUGCGCGCGAGGGGAGGUGCUGCUGGAGAUUCCGCUCGAGCGCGGGUUCACGCUCGCGGCGGCGCUGGAGGACGACGCGGUGAAGCGCGUCGCGUCGUGCUGCGCGCGACACGACGAUGUCGUCGCGCUGCACGUGUGCGCGGAGCGGUUCAGGGGUGAAAAGGCGACGCGCGCGGCGCACGUGGCGACGCUGCCGCGAAGCUUCGACACGGCGUUCUUCUGGAGCGAGGAAGAGCUGCGAGAGCUGACGGGAACGACGUGCCUGAGGGAGACGAUGAAUCUGAGGGAGGAGACGAAAAAUGAUUACGAGACGCUGACGAAAAAAAUGGAGGCGAUCGGGGAGGGGGGGUGGAUGCGCGAACACGAGGUCGAUUACGAGCGAUACGCGUGGGCGAGGUCGAAUUUAUGGUCGAGGCAGUGCGAUUUGUUGAUGCCGGACGGGAAGCGGACUCGGGCGAUGGUGCCGACGUUUGAUAUUUUUAAUCACAGCGCGAAGGCGCCGUUGGGGAAGACGCACAAGCUUAACGCGGAGAAGAACUGCGUCACGGUGUACGCCGCGGACGACUACAAGGCGGGCGAGCAAGCGUUUAUUUCCUACGGCAGUGGUGAGGCGGCGAAUUCAAAGCUUUUGACGUGGUAUGGGUUUUGCAUCGAUGACAACCCUUACGAGGAGUUAGACGUGACCCUCACGAUUACGGUCGAUAAGCUCAGAAAGACGGUGUUGGAGACCGCGCUUCGAGCGAGCGCGGUGGCGUAUCUGCAAGACAUCGACGCUCGGUGGCGCGAGAGCGGCGAUUACGCCGAACCGUAUUUGCCCAUGCUGUACCAGCAACUGUAUACGCCCAGUGCGGAAGAAUUAGAAGUAGAAGAAUCGACCGCGGAGUUCAUCGUCAAGCACACCGUGCCCGAGCGCGAGCCGUUGCCGCCGCCGCUGCGCAUGAUGGCGCGCGUGCAGCAGCUCGGCGACGAGGAGUUAGCGGAUCCAGAGGUGCGCAAGGCGAUCAUGGCUAGUGCAAACGACAAAACCGGCAACACGUACAUAUCCAAGGCGAACGAAAUGGCCGCGUUGGCGUCGCUCAAGCUGAUCUUCCAAGACGUGUGCGAAGGCUUCACCGUCGGCGACGCCGAGAGCGACGCCACCGAAUUGGCAAAACCGUUCGCGGACGUGCCUUACAAGCGACGUUUAGCUCUUCUCGUGCGUUCUGGUGAACGGAGAAUCGCGACAAAAGCAUUUGCGGAGUCAUCGGUGAGAUUAGACGCCGUUGUUCGCGAUGUGACGCGCACCGCGGUGACGCGGAAAGAGGGCUUGUGCGAAGAUCCAAAGUGCGUCACGUGCAAAAGUCAUGGCUGUCGUUGGUUACAUGAGCUCCGAAAGCGCCGGCCUAAAGUGGAAGCCAUGCUCCCAACAGUUGCUCGUUAUGCUCGACAGAUCGAGGACGCGCUGCCUGUCGCGGCGCACAUACAGACGAUCAACUUGGCGUACCUGUGGUUGAUGGGUCACACCGAAGAUGACGUCGCGAAUCGCGCGGCGACGAACGCGCAGACGUGGCCGUUUGACACCAUACCCACGUGCGAUGCAUCCGCGUAUGCCGACCUUGAACGCAUGGCAGACUUGGAGAUAGAUGGCAGCGCCGGAGAGGAGCACCCGCACAACGGUAAAGAGGGCGAGAUGCUCCUUCCGGGUGUGUACACGUGCAAGGUUAAGCAGUGGGGCGCGUGGUUGCUCUCGCAGUGGGCGACGUGCGGUAUCUUAGAUAUCACCGAUCUUAACUCCAUUGGCGCCGAGGCCGCGGCGCUCAAGCGUCGCCACGCUUGCAGCGUCCCCACGUCGAUCGCGCUCGAUUUCUUGGCCGAGUGCGCGCCGCUCGUCGAAGUUGGCGCCGGCGGCGGAUUGUGGGCUCGUCGGCUUGCCGAGCGAGGCGUCGAUAUCAUCGCGUACGACACGCCGACGUUCGACGAAGAGUACCAAGACGGCGGCGCUGCGAAAAUUGGCGCCUCGAAGCUCACCGAAGUGAAUUGGUUCGACGGAAUACGUAAAGGCGGUCCCGAAAGUGCGGCCAAGCACGCCGACAGAGCGCUCCUGCUCUCCUGGAUCGACAUCGCGGGCGAAGGCGACUACGCCACCGCCACGCUCGACAACUACACCGGCGACACCAUCAUCACGAUUGGCGAAUGGCGAGAUCACACAUUUGGCGAUUACGCCCCCGGAACCACCGCCACGGGCAUGAGUUUUUCCCGAGAAUUCCAACGCGAGCUCGAAGCCGCCUUCGACCGCGACGAGACGCUUCCGUGCGCCAACUGGCCCAUGUUCGACUCCGUCUUAAUUCGCUGGCGCCGUCGCGCGCCACCGUCCUAGAGAUUCAUGUC
Molecule: messenger RNA, 2453 nt
Organism: Ostreococcus lucimarinus CCE9901
Lineage: Eukaryota; Viridiplantae; Chlorophyta; Mamiellophyceae; Mamiellales; Bathycoccaceae
Exons: 1
Coding region: 1-2442 (813 amino acids)
Biological process (GO): peptidyl-lysine monomethylation
Molecular function (GO): protein-lysine N-methyltransferase activity; protein binding
Source: RefSeq, a predicted model, not a curated record